Dictyostelium purpureum is the source of this 2793-nucleotide messenger RNA. Its product is annotated as Ras GTPase-activating protein. Gene Ontology annotation, biological process: regulation of actin cytoskeleton organization; regulation of GTPase activity. The coding region runs from base 252 to 2708 and encodes 818 amino acids. The transcript is spliced from 3 exons. Lineage: Eukaryota; Evosea; Eumycetozoa; Dictyosteliales; Dictyosteliaceae. The record is from RefSeq and is a predicted model, not a curated record. Gene Ontology annotation, cellular component: cytoplasm. Gene Ontology annotation, molecular function: calmodulin binding; actin filament binding; GTPase activator activity.
CUUAUAUUAUCUUAAUUAUUAUUUAUUAGGUUAUUUGGUUUUUUUUAUAAAAGAACUAUUUAACUAUAUAUAUAUUUAUUUAUUUAUUAAAUUUUUUUUUUUUUAGAUCAAAUAUCAUUUUUUAAAAGAAAAAAAAAUUUAUUUUUAAAAAAAAAUAUUAAUUUAUUUUUAAAAAAAAAAUCAUAUUAUUUUUUUAAUUUUUUUUUUGUGUUGUAUUAUUAUUUGUUAAUUUUUAUAUCAACAUCAAAAAUAUGAAUAAAGAAGAAUAUUCAGAUAUUUCUGAUUCUGAAUCAGAAGAGCAAGUUGAAAACAAUAACGAACACGAAGAAGAAGAUGACACACCAGAAAUUGUUGUACCAGAACGUAAAUUCUUAAAAGAAGAUGAAGAUUACUCUGUACCAUUCCCAGUUAUGCGUGAAUGUUUAGUUCUCCUCUUACAAUCCCGUAGAAUUCUUAGAGAUAUGAUGUAUUACAGAUUCAAAAUGGAUAGAUUCCUUUCUGGUAAUCUUUCAGUCUUUGAAAUUCAAAACUUACUUCAUUCACAAAGAGAAGAUAAAGAAUCUGAUUGGAUUGCUGAAAUUCAAGAAUUAAAACGUAAUUUAGUCAGUGAAGUCAGAAGAAACCACACUUUAGAAAGAGAUCUUAAUCGUCUUGAUAAAAGAAUUGCUCUUUUAAUUAAGAAUCGUGGUAAUAUUCAAGAUGUAUUAGCUGAUAAAGCUGGUUUAAAGGCACAAAAGCACAAAGGUACUGCCCAAAAACCAGAGUUAUUCAACGAUCCAAAGAAAUUAGAAGCCUAUCAAAAUCUCUUCUAUUUACUUCAAACUGAACCAAAAUAUUUAGCCGGUUUAGUUUACCUCAUCCAACCAGAGCAAAUGGAGUCCUUCUUAGGUACUGUUAUUUUAACCUUAUUUGGUGAUGCUUUCACUCCAAGAGAAGAGUUCCUUUUACUUUCAUUAUACAGACUUUCAAUUCAAAAAGAAAUGGCAAAUAUUGCAACUGUUGGUGAUUUCUUAAAAGCUGAUACUGUCGUACCAAAAAUGAUUAUUACUUAUAACAAACGUAAACAAGGUACUGACUACUUAAAGGCUGUUAUUGGUCCAAUUUUAUCCAAUGUUAUUAAACAAGAUUUAAAUCUUGAAUUAAAACCAAGUGCUGUUUAUGCCGCCAUUAUCUCCGAACAAGAAAUUAGAACUGGUGAAAAGAGUACCUUAGAUAGAAAUGUUUCUGAUGAUAAAGCUCUUGAAGUUCCAGAAGUUACCAAGACUAUUAAGGCUCGUGUUGAACAAUUAGUUUCAAUUUGUGAUCAAUUCCUUGAUGGUAUCAUUUCAUCAUUAAAUCGUUUACCAUAUGGUAUUCGUUGGAUCUGUAAACAAAUUCACCAAAUUGCUGAAAAGAACUUCACCAAGAGUACUCAAGAUGAAAUUCUCAAAGUUAUUGGUUACUUUAUUUACUAUCGUUUCAUCCAAGUCGCUAUGGUUUCACCAGAGGAAUACGAUUUAGUUGGUCGUGAAAUUCACCCAACUGCUCGUAAGAAUUUAAUCAAUGUCUCUAAAGUCUUACAAGCUCUUUUCAAUUUUGCCCAAUUCGGUGCUUCUGAAAAACAUUUCGUUCCAUUAAAUGGUUGGAUUUCAUCACACAUUGGUGAAAUUAAACGUUAUCUCGAAGAAAUUAUCGAAGUUGGUGAACCAGAAGAUUACCUCCAAGUUGAUAAAUACAUGGAACUCACCCAAAAAACCAAACCAGUUAUUAUCAUUUCACUUCCAGAAAUUUCAUCAACCCAUCAAUUAAUCUCCAAACAUUUAGAUUCACUUGUUGGUAAAGGUGAAAAAGAUGACCCAAUGAGAAUCAUCAUGAAAGAACUCGACGAAUUUGGCCCACCACCAGAAAUUGCUGCUGAUGAUGACCGUGAAGUUCAAUUAACUCUCUCCAAUAAAUUCCAAAAAACUAUUGAAGAAGAAUUAUCACCAGGUGAAAGCUUACUCUCACAAACAAAAGAAAUGGUUAUUUCAUUACUCAGAGCCCUUCCAACUCUUCCAGAACAAAAAGAUCAAACUGAUGAACCACCAAAUCUUGUAGAUGUAUUAAACAGAGCUCGUCAAUCUGAUCCAUCUUUAGAACCAGAAAUUAAAAAGAUUUUAGACAACCUCAAAAAACUCGAAGAAUACAACCUUACCACUGCUGCUGAUAACUAUGCUUCAUUCUUAAAGGCUGUUGCUCUCGAAGUCGUUAAUCGUGCUGAAAUUCGUGAACAACAAAAGAAAGAAAAACAAAGAUUAACCACCUCAUUAAACAAUCUUCGUAAACAUCAAAAAUACCUUAAUGAACAAAUUGCUCAAUACAAUCAAUAUCUUCAAGAUUGUCGUCUCAAACAUUAUCAAAACAAAAACAAAAAGAAGAAGAAGGGAGAUGGUGCCAAAGUCGGUCCAUUCAAAUUCUCAUUCUCAGAACUCCACAAAAAAGGUGUCAUCGUAGACUCUGAAGUACCACAAAUGACCAGAAAGAAGAUCAAGUUCGUCAUCUCUUCUGAUACAGUUGGUGUCUUUGAUGUUUCUGCUAAGAUGGCCGGUAUCGAUGUUCAAACUAUGAGAUUAGAAUUAGAUGAUCUCUUAGAAUUAAACUCAAUUGGAACCACCACUUUAGAGCUUGACCAAAUUACUUUAGAUGUCAACAUGACCAUCCAUCUUUUAAAUAAACUUUUCAUGGCUUAAAUUUUUUAAACCAAAAUUUUAAUAAAAAAAAAAAAAUAUAUUUUUGUAAUAAUAAUUAUUUAAAAAAAUAUGUUUCAAUUUAUUU